Colossoma macropomum (tambaqui) is the source of this 1487-nucleotide messenger RNA. RefSeq lists its product as uncharacterized. Lineage: Eukaryota; Metazoa; Chordata; Actinopteri; Characiformes; Serrasalmidae. The transcript has 7 exons. The coding region runs from base 6 to 1487 and encodes 493 amino acids. The record is from RefSeq and is a predicted model, not a curated record.
UGAUCAUGUUGUCCACGUCCCUUCAGAAAGAAAGUCCUGAUGAUGUAAGUCCAGCAGAGAUUUUUCUUGCAAACUCCAAAGUGAAGGAAGGUCAAGAAGUGAAAUUUAAGUGCAAAGUUACUGAUGUAAGAACACAGAGGGUUUAUGUGCACCUCUGCAAGAGCGGUGACACAUUAAAGACAGCUGAGCUUGAAGAAAAUAAAGAUGACACAGUGUUCGUCUUUGACAGAGGAACUAUAAAGCAUUCUGGCUUGUACACCUGCUUUUAUUCGGUGGAGAAACAUGUUGACUGUAAGAUGAAUAUAACAGGACGUAACUCAGUCUCGCUGGAAGUUUUCGAAAGAUUUGAUGAUCUACAUCCAGCAGAAAUUUUUCUCUCAAAUUCCAAAGUGAAAGAGGGUCAAGAAGUGAAAUUUAAGUGCCGAGUUACUGAUGUAAGUACGGGGAAGGUUUAUGUGCACCUCUGCAAGAAUGGUGGAACAUUAAAGACAACUGAACUUAAUAAAGAUGAUGCAGUGUUUGUCUUUGACAAAGCUACUGUAAACCAUUCUGGCUUGUACUCCUGCGUUUACUCAGUGGAGGAAGACGCUGCAUGUAAGAUGAAUAUAACCGGACGUAACUCAGUCUCACUGGACGUUUUCGGUGAAAUUUUGCCAGCAAAGAUUACAGGAUCAAAGAGUUCUUUAAGAGAGGGUGAAGACCUGACUCUGACAUGCAGCAUCACAGUGAAUAUAGACUGCAUUGAAAUCUAUGUUUACCUGUGUUUAAAUGGUACUGGGAACAGCAUCAGGACAGCGAACUGCAGCAGUAACUCAUUUUCCACAACCUUCCUUCUCAGUAAUGUUGAACAACAACACUCAGGUAGCUACAGCUGUGUGUAUUCAAUUUCUAAUUACUCUCUCAGUGAGUCCAGUCUGCCUGCUACAUUGGACCCACACCAAUUUGCCUACUGCCGCAACAGGUCAAUGGAGGACGCCAUUUCUACGGUGCUCCACACUUUAGACAAACUCUUCUCCUCCCCCAUCACCCAGAACACUGGCAUGCCACAAGGCUGUGUGCCAAGUCCUCUUCUGUACUCUCUGUUCACCCAUGACUGUGUUCCUGUUUAUGGCUCUAAUUCCAUAAUCAAGUUCGCAGGCAACACCACAGUGAUAGGUCUUAUCAGAGGAUACUGGUGGACUUUUACCGCUGUGUCAUUAAAAGCAAACUCACAAACUGCAUCUCGGUGUGGUGCGGCAACUGCUCUGCAUCUGACCGCAAAGCCCUCCAGCGGGUGGUGUAAACUGCCCAACGCAUCACAGUUACUCACCAUUGACACAUUUACCACAAGCACUGCCUGGGCAGAGCGAGGAACAUCAUCAAGGAAGUUUCUCAACCUAACUAUGGACCCUCCUCCCAUUCUGGCUGUCCACUCCCUCACCAGCAAGCUCAAGAAGAGCUUCUUCCCUGAGGUUGUGACCUUGCUGAGCUCCACACUGCCACUUUAA